AUGAAGCAUGAUCUACCAAAGAAGUCUCGAUAUCUAAAAGUUCACAUUAAGGAAAUCCUUUAUGCUACUAACAACUUAGAUCAAUCAAACUACAUUGGUGAAGGAACUGCAGGCAAGGUGUAUAGGGGAGUACUGUCAAAUAAACAACAUGUUGCGAUCAAGCAUAUCAUCGAUGAUGGGUUUGUAGAAACAUUUCUGAGAGAAGUUAGGAAUCUUGCCCUUGUCAGACAUCCGAAUCUUGUGACAUUAUUAGGGUACUGUGACUAUGGAGAUGAAUGUUUCCUCAUUUAUGAACUAUGUACUAACGGGAAUCUCUCUGAAUGGCUUUUUGGAAAGAAUGGUGUGUUAUCAUGGACUCAAAGGCUUGAGAUUGCAGUAGAUUGUGCUCGAGGACUUUGGUUUCUCCACACAUAUUCUGAGGGUUGCAUUGUUCAUCGUGAUAUUAAGCCUACAAACAUACUCUUAGGGCCAAACUAUGAGGCCAAGCUUUCUGAUUUUGGAUUGUCCAAGGUUAUUGACAUUGGUGAAACAUACGCAAGCUCAGAGGUCAGAGGAACAUUUGGUUAUGUUGACCCAGAGUACCAAGGUGACCGUCAAGUCAAUGCAGCAGGCGACGUUUACAGCUUUGGAAUAGUACUUUUACAACUUCUUUCAGGAAGGAGAGUUAUUAAUAUGAAUGCAAGCAAACCUAUGCCACUGGAAAGGAUGGCAAGGUCACUCACCAAAGGCGGAAGCAUAGUAGGAUUUGCUGAUCCAAAGCUUGAAGGUGAAUACUCUGCAGAAGCAUUUAAACUUACAUUUAUGUUGGCUCUUUCGUGCACGGGGCACAAGCAAGAACGGCCAUCCAUGAACCAAGUUGUUGAGAAAUUGGAGGAGGCUCAUAAUAUAUCGGUCAAUGCCAAGGCUUCAUACCUUCAUAAGGCAAAAGACUAG
Messenger RNA from Erigeron canadensis, 933 nucleotides. RefSeq names its product receptor-like protein kinase At3g21340. The transcript is spliced from 5 exons. Gene Ontology annotation, molecular function: protein kinase activity; ATP binding. The coding region runs from base 1 to 933 and encodes 310 amino acids. Lineage: Eukaryota; Viridiplantae; Streptophyta; Magnoliopsida; Asterales; Asteraceae. The record is from RefSeq and is a predicted model, not a curated record. Gene Ontology annotation, biological process: protein phosphorylation.